This is a messenger RNA of Leptosia nina, 402 nucleotides long. The record is from the annotation of a GenBank genome assembly. NCBI's taxonomy places the organism in Eukaryota, Metazoa, Arthropoda, Insecta, Lepidoptera, Pieridae.
AUGGCUCCAUGUGACCCUAAUAAGGUGAUAAAAAGAACUGCAAAACAUGAACAAAAACAGUAUGGUACCCUUAAAAAGAUAGCUGCGAAUGGAAAGCCAGAGGAAAAAACAAUGAAGACACCAUUAAAAGUUGUCGAUUCAAAUUUGAAGCCAGCUAUGAAUGGAGCUGUACCCAAGCCUACAACUAGAGUAAUAAAGAGUCCUAAAACUGUUAAAAAGGUAACGCUGAAAAGGUGUUCCAUAGCACCCUCUCCGCUACCAAGUAUUAAAAAAAAGCCUGAUAACAGUGCUCAGAAGCUUUCUUUGAAGAGACGACAACUGCCAGCUCAUUCUGGUGUCCCAGUGCCAGAUAAAAUGAAGAAUCUGAAAUUACAAUUACUAGAUAUUGACUUUUAUAACUAA